This is a messenger RNA of Scedosporium apiospermum, 1284 nucleotides long. Its product is annotated as Alkaline protease 1. Gene Ontology annotation, biological process: proteolysis. Gene Ontology annotation, molecular function: serine-type endopeptidase activity. NCBI's taxonomy places the organism in Eukaryota, Fungi, Ascomycota, Sordariomycetes, Microascales, Microascaceae. The transcript is spliced from 3 exons. The coding region runs from base 1 to 1284 and encodes 427 amino acids. The record is from RefSeq and is a predicted model, not a curated record.
AUGGCUCCUCAAAGAUCUCGCCUCUCGGCGCUCCUCCUCCUUCUCCUCCCCCUCAUGGCCCUCGCCCAACGCCUCGGCAGCAUCAAUUUCAUCGGCCUGCCCAUCUCCAACCCCGAUGCCACCGACAUCAUCCCGGACCGCUACCUCGUCGUCUGGAACACCACCUUCCCCACUGAGGCCAUCGAGUCGAAGCAGGCCCUCUUCAUGAGCAACAUCCAGAAGCGAAACAUCAACAAGCGCGGCUUCUCCGGUUCGCUCCUCUCUACUCGCGUGAAUUCGUACCGCUACAACAAGUUCAUGGCUAUGACCUUUGAGUCCGACAAUGAUCUCCUUCUCUCCAUUGCUGAUCAGCCUGAGGUUGCUUACGUUGAGGCUGUUACCCGUGUUCGUGCUUCUGCUGUCGCCGCGCAGCAGAAUGCCCCUCUCGGCCUGAUUCGUCUUUCUACCGAGACUCUGAGGAAUCGAGGCACUGCUGGUGGUUACAUCUUCGAUACUAGCGGUGGCCAGGGCAUUACCGCGUACGUCGUCGACACCGGUAUCAGGACUACGCACUCCGAGUUCCAGGGCCGCGCUACUUUCGGUGCCAACUUUAUCCAGGGCAGCCCCAAUACCGAUGAGAAUGGCCACGGAAGCCACGUUGCGGGUACCAUUGGCGGCAGGACUUUUGGCGUUGCGAAGCAGGUUGACCUUGUUGCUGUCAAGGUUCUUGAUGCUGAGGGUGGUGGCGAUACCGCUGGUGUCCUUGACGGAAUGCAGUGGGUCGUCGAUGAUGUCCGCGCCAACAACCGCUCUGGAAAGGCUGUUAUGAACAUGUCUCUCGGCGGCUCCUUCUCCCGCGCCAUGAACUCCGCCAUUGAAGCUCUCCGCCAGGCUGGUGUCGUCCCCGUCGUAGCCGCCGGCAACGAGAACGUCGACGCAUCCCGCACCUCCCCCGCCUCCGCCCCCAACGCCAUCACCGUCGGCGCCAUCAACGCCGCCGACGACCGCCGCGCCUCCUUCUCCAACUUCGGCUCCGUAGUCGACAUCUUCGCCCCCGGCGUCGACGUCACCUCCGUCGGCAUCACCAGCGACACCGCCUCAGCCCGCCUCUCUGGCACCUCCAUGGCCAGCCCCCACGUGUGCGGCCUCGCCGCCUACCUCAUGGCCCUCGAGGGCAUCAACCAGGUCGAUGACGUCGUGGCGAGGAUAACUCAGCUUGCGGGGACCACGGGCGCGAGUGUUGGGGGGAAUAGGGGGGAUACGACUAAUUUGAUUGCGUAUAACGGUGCGCAGGAGUUGUUGUAA